AAUGGCGUCUCGGCGCAGUGCGCUGUCUUCGUUUUUGCCAAUAAGUACAGGCGCAAAUGAGCCACAUCGUGAACUUUUUGAGUCUUGUAGAAAUGGAGAUAUUACCAGAGUAAAGAAGCUUGCUAAUCCCACCAAUGUGAAUGCCAGGGACACUGCUGGAAGAAAGAGUUCACCGCUUCACUUCGCUGCGGGCUUCGGCAGAAAAGAUGUUGUAGAGUUCCUUCUUCAGAAUGGUGCCAACGUACACUCCCGUGAUGACGGAGGACUAAUACCGCUUCAUAACGCUUGCUCCUUUGGUCACGCCGAGGUUGUCACACUACUCUUAAAGCACGGAGCAGACGCUAAUGCUAGGGAUAAUUGGAAUUAUACCCCUCUGCAUGAAGCGGCCAUAAAGGGCAAGAUUGAUGUUUGUAUAGUUUUGCUUCAAAACGGCGCAGACCCUAACAUCAGGAACACGGACGGCAAAACAGCCCUGGAUCUCGCGGACCCUCCCGCUAAGCAGGUCCUGUCUGGAGAGUACAAGAAGGACGAGUUAUUGGAAGCAUCACGGAGUGGCAAUGAAGAGAAGAUGAUGAGCUUGCUGACCCCAUUGAAUGUCAAUGGCCAUGCAAGCGACGGUAGACGGUCCACACCACUGCAUCUUGCUGCUGGCUACAAUCGUGUGUCUAUCGUCCAGCUGUUGUUACAGCAUGGGGCAGAUGUUCAUGCCAAAGACAAAGGUGGGCUUGUUCCCCUGCAUAAUGCCUGCUCCUACGGCCACUUUGAAGUCACGGAGCUUCUGAUCAAACAUGGUGCUAAUGUCAACGCUAUGGAUCUGUGGAAGUUCACUCCACUCCAUGAGGCUGCAUCCAAAUCGAGGCUUGAGGUGUGCUCCCUGCUGAUGAGUCAUGGGGCAGACCCUAACCUCGUUAACUGCCAUUCCAAGAGUGCCAUCGACGUUGCACCCACUAAGGACCUUAAAGAGAUGCUGCAAUAUGAAUUUCGGGGCAAUGCAAUGUUGGAAGCUUGCAGGCUAUCUGACAUGACACGGAUCAAGAAGCAGAUUGCUCCCGACUUGGUCAACUUCAAGAACCCACAGACACUAGAUAGUCCCUUGCACUGUGUAGCAGGUUCCGUUUUCCCAAAGAGGAAACAAGCUGUGGAACUACUCAUCAAAAAGGGUGCCAAUCUAGUCGACAAGAACAACGAAGGGCUAACACCAUUACAUGUUGCAACAGACAAGGGUCACAUUGAUGUAAUGGAGCUCCUACUGGAAAGUGGUGCCAAGGUAAAUUCCACAGACAACAUGGGUCAGACCCCUCUCCACCGGGCAGCUCGUGAAGACAUUCCUGAGGCAUCUCGUCUUCUGCUCUCGUACGGCGCUGACACCACCGUGUUAUCACUGCAGGGAUUCACACCCGUACAGCUUGCCUCGGAGAGUGUGCAGAAAAUCAUGCAAGUUGAGCAGAGGUUGAAUGCCGUUGAUGAAAGUUCAGAGUUCUUAGAGUUCUCUAAAGCUGGAGACUUGGAGAAUAUCCAGGCCCUAGUGUCGAGGAAUCCACAUAUAGUCAACUGCCGAGACAAGGAAGGCAGACACUCGACGCCUCUGCAUUUUGCAGCUGGGUACAAUCGAGUAGCCGUGGUUGAUUAUCUGUUGCAGCAUGGAGCUUACGUUCACGCCAAAGACAAAGGUGGACUUGUUCCUCUGCAUAAUGCCUGCUCCUUUGGUCAUUAUGAGGUGACGGAGCUAUUGAUCAAACACAGCGCUGUCGUAAAUGCAGCAGAUCUGUGGAAGUUCACUCCGCUACAUGAGGCUGCGGCUAAGGGCAAAUAUGAGAUAUGCAAACUACUACUUAAGCAUGGUGCUGAUCCUGAGAAGAAAAACCGCGACGGUCACACGGCCCUGGACCUGGUCAAAGAAGGUGACCAGGACGUUCAGGAUCUACUGAGGGGAGAUGCCGCUCUCCUUGAGGCAGCCAAGAAGGGCAACCUGGUCAGGGUCCAGAAACUGGUCACUCCGGAUAAUAUCAACUGUCGGGACUCCCAGGGCAGGAACUCUACUCCUCUACACUUAGCAGCUGGUUACAACAACGUAGAAGUAGCAGACUACUUACUAGAGCAUGGUGCUGAUGUGAAUGCCAGGGAUAAAGGAGGUCUCAUCCCUCUGCAUAAUGCCUCAUCCUAUGGGCAUUUGGAUAUUGCCUCGUUGCUUAUCAAACACAACACGUGCGUCAAUGCUGUAGACCGCUGGAACUUUACUCCCCUACACGAAGCAGCGCAGAAAGGUCGCACUCAACUCUGCGCACUCUUGCUUGCCCAUGGUGCUGAUCCAACAAUGACUAACCAGGAGGGGCAAACACCACUCGACCUUGCCACCGCAGACGACGUACGCUCCCUCCUCAUUGAUGCCAUGCCCCUGGGCUCAGCCCCGACCACUGCCAAAGGCCUCACCCCGACCACACCCAUCAAGAAUAGCACCCUCAUCCCCGCUCCUUCGUCGAGGAGACCCGGACCAGGGCUCGCCUCCGAUGAUGUGGACACUGCGCAGGGGGCGGUUGGCGGGGUCGGUGCGGCAGCGACACCAGCUGUGAAGCAAGUGGUGACAUCGACGUCACAGACCGGAGACGGGGCGGCAGACAGCGGCAGUAGCGAGAGUAGUACCGGUAAUCCAUUAGACAUCAGUAUCGGGGCCUUUUUGAGGGGCGUUCAGCUGGAUCAUCUCAGGGAGAUCUUUGAAAGGGAACUGAUAAGCAUGGAUGUCCUGCUGGAUAUGGGUCAUGAGGAGCUUAAGGAGAUUGGCAUCAACGCAUACGGCCACCGGCAUAAGGUCAUCAAGGGUAUGGAGAGACUGAUGGGGGGUAACAUCACACCUAACCCACACCUAGGAGCUCAUGGCAACUCUGGAUCCAUCCUGAUUGAUCUGGGUAUUGAUGAUAAGGAGUACCAGUCGGUUGCCGUUGAGAUGCAGAACACGGUCCGAGAGCACCGCGAUAACGGCCAGGCCGGUGGUAUCUUCAGUAAGUACAGCAUCAACAAGAUUCAGAAAGUACGCAACAGGAGACUGUGGGAUAGAUACUUGCAUCGGAAGAAGGAGGUCGCUGAUGAGAAUCAUAACCAUGACAACGAGAGGAUGCUCUUCCACGGGUCACCAUUCAUCAACGCCAUCGUCAACAAAGGCUUUGACGAACGCCAUGCCUACAUCGGUGGCAUGUUCGGAGCAGGUAUCUACUUUGCUGAGGACUCCUCAAAAAGCAACCAGUAUGUGUACGGAAUCGGGGGAGGGACAGGAUGCCCCGCCCAUAAAGACAGGUCCUGUUAUAUUUGUCAUAGGCAAAUUGUAUUCUGCCGAGUGACCCUUGGCAAGGCGUUCCUUCAGUUCAGUGCCAUGAAGAUGGCCCAUGCACCUCCUGGUCACCACUCGGUCAUCGGCAGACCCAGCACUGGCGGCUUGGCGUACUCCGAGUAUGUCAUCUACAGAGGAGAACAGGCUUUCCCAGAGUACCUCAUCACGUUCCAGAUCGUCAAACCAGAUAACCCCGAGAAAUAACACCUCACCCAUCAUCUGUGAUGGCGGCUACCUAAUCAUCCUCUUCUACUUCUACUCACACUUUGCACUGGUUCGCUGGAAGUUCAUUCUGAUCAACUCUCAUCCACUCGGCGCGUCUCAUGGUCAAAGCAGGGACCAAAAUUUCAUUGAGUAGCUGGAGUAGAUGUUUAAAGGGAAGGUACACGUUUGGUAAUUACUCAAAACAAAUAUUAACUUAAA
This is a messenger RNA of Asterias rubens (European starfish), 3745 nucleotides long. RefSeq names its product poly [ADP-ribose] polymerase tankyrase-1-like. NCBI's taxonomy places the organism in Eukaryota, Metazoa, Echinodermata, Asteroidea, Forcipulatida, Asteriidae. Gene Ontology annotation, molecular function: protein binding; NAD+ poly-ADP-ribosyltransferase activity. The record is from RefSeq and is a predicted model, not a curated record. The transcript is spliced from 22 exons. The coding region runs from base 2 to 3526 and encodes 1174 amino acids.